UGGCAGAGCUUUAGGGAGAUUAGAAGUGGCCUGGGACCUGGGGAUAAUUUAUUGCGGAGUUCAAUUUCCGGACUUGAUUCUAGUUUGCGUUGGAUCAACGAUUAGUCGCCUUUCGGUCCCCUUUGGAUUUACUCCUAGUCUUUUUGUCUUGAAGUACUGAGUCGUUACCCUUUACCCCCCCUGUCAAUAUCACCAGCGGAAAAGCUCCUGUAGACGCCUGGCACCGAUGAAACGAUGCAGGGUCCCCUCCGAUGCGGUGGGAAUAGUAAGCGCUAGGCCAGGGGAUGGUGAGAGGCCUCGAUUCCGACGACAUGGGGGGAAGUGCGCGUCACAAACGGGUUAAUCGCACCUGCGAAGAGAGUAGAUAUGAUGUGCGAUUGCGAUUGCGAUGCGAUUCUCGUCGACCCUGUCUGUGUGCGCCGACCACAUGAUUUAGCGCAUACCUUCGCUGCGCAUCACCCACGUCGCAGCCAUCAUUCAUGCCUGCCUGCCUACCUGCCUAGUUCUAGGCGCCUUCAGCACUAGGAGAGCUGAGAAGGAGAGGGUAAAAAAAAAGAGUGUGUAGCCUUCCCCGUACUCUAGUCGAAUCAACACUCGUUAAUAUGAGUAAAAUCCGCAGGCAGCUGAGUUUGUGGGGGUUGUAUGUGUCGCCUCGUCCGCGGUUCUGACUCAUGGGGGAAAGGAAAGAAAGGCUGAUGAGCCAUGCCAUCCAUGGUUGUUGUCUGAUGCAAUGCUGGCUUUAUUUUUCAUUUUCCCCCACAAUAAUAAUAAUAAUAAGGAAAUGCCGACGGAUGGCCGCUCGUUCGCCAUUUACCCGCAUGGCAUGUCAUCCCGGCUCUUUUUCGUCGCCCUUUCCAAUUCAAUUCGCCCUGUGGCUGCCGUCGCCAACAAUCCAACAGCCUCAUCAAAAACCCCCCCCCUUUUCCUCACCGAUGAGGA
Molecule: messenger RNA, 939 nt
Organism: Aspergillus uvarum CBS 121591
Lineage: Eukaryota; Fungi; Ascomycota; Eurotiomycetes; Eurotiales; Aspergillaceae
Exons: 2
Coding region: 367-525 (52 amino acids)
Source: RefSeq, a predicted model, not a curated record